Menidia menidia (Atlantic silverside) is the source of this 545-nucleotide messenger RNA. The record is from the annotation of a GenBank genome assembly. Lineage: Eukaryota; Metazoa; Chordata; Actinopteri; Atheriniformes; Atherinopsidae.
GUUGUAACAUGGUGGUAACAGACUGUCAUUCAGAUCACAGUCAGCAAGCUCUAUCUUGCAAGAUGUCUGCAGAGUAUGAUGGUUUCAUGGCCUCAGACAAGAGGUGGUUUUGUCACGUAGACGAUGAUAACUACUUAAACCCGGAAGCACUCCUUUCUCUGCUCUCGGCCUUCUCCCAGGAUGGCGAUAUCUAUGUGGGCAAACCGAGCUUAGACAGACCCAUCACAGCUCACGAACUGUUGGAAGGAAACACAACGAACAGAAAUGAGAUGAAUGUGUUCUGUGUGACUUUAAGGGGCCCCCAGUUUGAGCGGACAUCAGCGAAAAUCCGGCUUCCUGACGACUGCACGGUGGGCUUCAUUGUUGAGAAGAGACUGGGCAUUUCCAUGGUCCACUGUCCCUUAUUCCAUUCUCACCUGGAAAACCUACUACUCAUAGGCCAAAGGAGCAUUCCACAGCAGGUAACACUGAGCUAUGGGAUAUUUGAGAACAAGAUGAACAGCAUUGAGGUGAAAGGAAGCUUCUCGAAGGAGGACGAUCCAUCU